GAUUGGCAGGUCGGUGCGGCCUGCCUCUUCCGUCGCCCGGGCCUGACCUUCCUGCCGCCGUGCGCCCGGGAACUCGGUCAUUGCCGGCUUUGGCGCUUCGUCCCGACGCCCCGCACUCCCACGACAUCAUGGUGGCAUAUUGGCGCCAGGCCGGGCUCAGCUACAUCCGGUACUCCCAGAUCUGCGCCAAGGCGGUGAGGGAUGCUCUGAAGACAGAAUUCAGAGCCAACGCAGAGAAGACUUCGGGCAGCAGCGUCAAAAUCGUCAAAGUGAAAAAGGAGUGACCUGUAAGUCGGGGACGGACCGCGAGAGUUCGCUGGGGU
This is a messenger RNA of Ochotona princeps (American pika), 323 nucleotides long. RefSeq names its product ATP synthase F1 subunit epsilon (gene ATP5F1E). The transcript is spliced from 2 exons. Bases 129 to 284 code for a protein of 51 amino acids. NCBI's taxonomy places the organism in Eukaryota, Metazoa, Chordata, Mammalia, Lagomorpha, Ochotonidae. The record is from RefSeq and is a predicted model, not a curated record. Gene Ontology annotation, biological process: proton motive force-driven mitochondrial ATP synthesis. Gene Ontology annotation, molecular function: proton-transporting ATP synthase activity, rotational mechanism. Gene Ontology annotation, cellular component: mitochondrial inner membrane.